UAACUCACAGGCUUCAAGCUGCCCUUAUAAAGUCGUUCCACUUGUGCACACUUCCUCAUACUGCUAGUUUCUCUGUGAAGAUGAAGCUGCUUGUUUACUUAGUCUUGCUGAAGACAGCUCUCCUCACUUUAACAAAUGUCUUUGCAGUUAUUUUAGAAGAUGAAGAGGAUGCUAAAGAAGGAAAACUUACUGAGACUUGUCCUAUAAAGCUCAAAACUAAUCGGAAAUGUGAUGGAGGAGAGGAUUGUCCUUAUCAGAUAAAUCUGCCUCCGAUGACCAUCCAGUUACCCAAAGAAUUCAGACUGCUUGAGAAGACUCUCAAAGAAGUACAGACCCUCAAAGAAGCAGUAAACAAGCUGAAGAAAUGCUGCCAGCUGCAGGCAGAUGACAACCAAGAGAGAGACAGUAGUAAUGAAUUCCAGCUACCUAAUGCAGAAACUCCAGCAGAAACGAGCACAAUCCAAGAUAACAGAGUAAAGGACCUGCAAAGCAAAGUUAACAGAAUGGCAACCAGCUUGAAAAAUGCAAAGAGCCAGAUUCAGACACUGCAGGGUCGUUUAGAGAAGAUGAGCCUCAUAAAUAUGAACAAUGUAGAACAUUAUGUUGACAGCAAAGUUGCUAAUUUGACAUUUGUUGUGAACAGCCUUGAUAACAAAUGUUCUUCUAAAUGUCCAGCAAUGCAACCAAGACCCGUUAUACAAAUAAUGCAGAGAGACUGUGCUGAUCAUUACACAGCAGGCAGAAGGAGUAACGGACUCUACAGGAUUAGCCCUGACCCCAGAAAUGAUAGCUUUGAAGUUUACUGUGACAUGCGAACACAUGGAGGCGGCUGGACAGUGCUGCAACGGCGUCAGGAUGGUAGCACUAACUUUAACAGAACCUGGAAUGACUACAAAAAUGGCUUUGGAAACCUCAGCAGGGAGUUUUGGCUGGGGAAUGACAAAAUUCACCUCCUGACAAAGAGCCAGGAAAUGCAGCUAAGAAUUGAACUUGAAGAUUUUAAUGGUAUCAGGGAGUACGCGAAAUAUGAACACUUCUAUGUGGCCAACGAAUAUCUAAAGUACCGUCUAAGCGUUCACGGCUACAGCGGCACAGCAGGAGAUGCCCUUCACUACAGCAAGCAUUACAACCACGAUCAAAAGUUCUUCACAACUCCAGACAAGGACAAUGAUCGGUAUCCAUCAGGAAACUGUGGGGCAUACUACAGCUCUGGCUGGUGGUUUGAUGCGUGCUUGUCUGCCAACCUCAAUGGCAAGUACUACCACAAGAAAUACAAAGGUGUUCGCAAUGGCAUUUUCUGGGGUACAUGGCAUGGUAUUUCUGAUGAUAUUCCCAGUGGAUAUAGGCAAGCCUUUAAAUCAGUAAAAAUCAUGAUCAGACCCAAAAGUUUUGUGCAGUAAUUCUACACUUUUCUCUUAACUAGUCUGCAUUGGAUUGCACUCAAAAUCUUACUUACUCAGUAUUAUACUCAGAACUCAAUUAUUCAGUUAUGUUUGGCAUAAAAUAGUUCUAGACAAAACAUACUUCCACAUAAAUUUUUAGAGAUGGUUUGACCCAUAUAAUGUAUUAAAGCCAGCAUAAAUGUUUCUGAAUAGUUAUAGCUAAAACAUAAUAGAGGUUGAGUCUUGGUAUUGUUAUGUAAAUAUUCUAAACAUUGCUUUUGGUACUUUUACUGACUGUGACAUACCAGAGAAUUUAAAACUUACAAAUGUCUUCCACAAAUUGUGUCUGAAUGAACACCUCCAUUUUAACCUGAAAAUAACGCAGAGGUAUAACUGAUAAUCUGUCAACACUUAGAAGGAAAAUUAGUCUUUCUAAAACAUCCUGACUUUGUAGAUCAUUUGUCCCUCACAACUUCAAAGGUAUACCAAGGCAAUAUCAAGUGAAGUUAGGAAAAGUACUACAAGUUAUUAUUUUUAAAGGUCUAGGAAAGAGAGAGCCACACAGUUUGCCCAAAGACACAAAAAAAGCCUUGAAGAAAACUUACGAAAUGAAGAUGAAUCCUCAAAUCUUAUCCCCUUUGUCAAAGAUUAUUCAAAGAAGUUGGUGAAGGAAUUUAAUAAAAGCAAGUGGAAAUAAUGUAGACAGCAUGUAAUGAAAGACAGUAUUUCUUGCUCAUUUUGGUGGUUCUGUUCAAGCUGAAGGUCCUGUUUGUUGUUUAUGGGAGAAAGGACAUAUUACAUAGCUUAUUGCACAUUUAUGCAGCCAAGUAGACAGGUAGGAAGGACACACAUCAAGAAGAAUUCCUGUCUUUGUAUUAAUGCCUCUAAAUACAUACAAGAAGCAUUUACAGUGCCAUUUUUCUUUCUUGUCAAUCUUUCAAGUAAGCCAGAUGUUACAAGAUGAUUCUUGUAGAGACUCAAGCUCUCAUUUAAGUACAUCUCACUCUAGGUACCAUUAGACCUUAAAAUUAUAAGAUUAUUUAUUUCGCAAGAUAGAAAAAGACUGUGUUCUCCCCAUUUUCUAAGUACCACAAAAACAUGAACUGGCAAGUAUGAACAGAAAAGAGUCUGUGAAAUACUUUUUUCCUCUAAAAUGUAACAAAUGAAACAAUAAAAUUUUUAAAUACUUCAAGAAGUGCAAAUUAGAGAUAUUACUAUUAAAGCUCAUGUUGUAGACAGCAAGCACAGAUUUGACUACAUGUAUCUAUUGCCUCACCUACAAAGGACAUGGCUCUGUAAUCACAGCGACUAACAUUCUGAGUGGAGAUGCAGCUUACCUCAGCAAGAGGCUGGUUUACUAUGUUCCUUAUGCCAGUCCUGAGACACACAUAAACUAUACUGACUGUAUUUCUUCACCAGUUAAAGUGUGGUCUUUGCUGGCAUAACCAUUUUGAUUAAGAGACAUGCCAAAAAAAAAGUAUACACCUGACCUAAUACUUUACAAAUAUGACCUUUACUGGUUUUUUUUAAGAUGAUAAUGAAGAACUAUUAUGGUUACAAGUUAUGCAAAUGAGCAACAGUGGCAAUUGCUAAAUUGUAAAAUAUUAAUAUAUAUUUUAAGGAAGUAAAUACUUUGAAGGCUAUUUCAGUGUGAAGUGUAAUUUGGUUUAUUUUAUUCCAAUUUUAAAGAGUAAUGGAAAAUUCUAAUUGCAAGAUGUAUAAUCUUUGAGAAUGUGUUUUGAAGUUAUAGAAUAUUUAUUUUGGGAUAAAAAAGGAUUGUCUAAACAACAAAAAAAAAAACCUUAUGACGUAUUGGUUAGAAAAGUAAAUAACUGCUUGCAUAUGAUUCAUUUAAUCCUUUUUCAUGAAAUGCACAAUUUGCUCUUAUUCAUGGUAACUAGCUCAGUAUAACUUACAGUAUCUACAAGCUUCUACUUGAAAAUGUCUUUUUCCUGCUAAGUUGUUAGAAGAGAAACUGUCCUUUUGUUAUCCUGUUUAAAGGAAACUUUGUAAAACACAGAAAUUUUAUCAGAAUAAGCAAAUAUGACUAAUAUCACCUAUAAAAGCCUUGUCUGAUGUCUUUAAAAAAA
This is a messenger RNA of Athene cunicularia (burrowing owl), 3472 nucleotides long. It is a transcript of the gene FGL2, whose product is annotated as fibrinogen like 2. Lineage: Eukaryota; Metazoa; Chordata; Aves; Strigiformes; Strigidae. The record is from RefSeq and is a predicted model, not a curated record. The transcript is spliced from 2 exons. Bases 81 to 1400 code for a protein of 439 amino acids.